AUGACUCGCCGACUAAGCCAGCCGUGCGACGGCGACCCGGAAACAGGCGUCAGGCUUCACGGCGGCAACGAGCCGAUAGAUCAGCGCGAUUCGCGUCAGCCGUACGGUCCACGUCAGCCGUACGGCCCACGUCAGCCGUAUGGCCCACGUCAGCACCUUAUUUAUAGAGUUCCGACGAAGAGAUACUGGCGAUCCGCGAAGUUCUUGAGAGUAUGGCUCGCGUCGCUACUUAUCGUCAGCCUGCUCUUGCCGGCGAAUCUACCAGCUGCCGGCGAAGACGUGCGGUGGUGCGUGGUGGAAGGCGGCCACGUGGCAGAGCGUGAUUGGGAGGAACUUCUGGCGGAGGUGAAUGAGAGUGGGUCGCUGCGGCUGCUGUGUGCUGAUGGCUCGUGCUCCGAUAUUCGCCUGGACUCCCUUUGCUGGCUGCUGCCACCUGGCUCUCUCUGGCUGCGUCAGCACCGCACUGAUGACGGAGGCAGAAGAGAAUACACAGUGGUCGAGAUGGGUGAAGCUCUUUUCGCAUCUGUCAAGAAAGGUCACCUUUCACAUGCACCGAGUCCUCCUCCACAUCAGCCACUCACUGCCUGUCACGUCACAUGCCACGUCACACACUCCUGCAACCAUCCCCCCCUCCCUCCCCACCCGCGCCACCCUCUCCCCCGGCUCCCCCUCCCUCCCCUCCCCUGCUUCCUCCACCUCCCCCCUCCCUGCCCCUCCUUCCCCUCCCGUUUCCCCUCCCUUUCCGCCCCCAUCCCCCCCUCCCCUUUUCUCCCUCUCCCACCCCUUGUCCCCCCUUUUGGGGACAUGAAUUCCCCCGCCUCCCCCUCCCCCUUCCCCUCCCAGACCCCCUUCCCUCCCCUCCCGCUCCUCCCCCUGUCCUUCUUUCCCCCCCCGCCCCGCCUUCUCCCUCUCCUGUGCCCGCCCCUCCCCCUGUCCCCCUCCCCCCUGCAACCGCUCUAUAAACCCCUCUACCCCCCUCCUCUCCGCCUUCCCCCUUGCCUCCAGCACCCCCUCCCCAAGAGCCCCCCGCGCUUUCUUCACCUCUCCCUCCUCCCCCUUCCCCUCCCCUCCCCGCCCCUCCCCUAUCCCCCCGCCCCCCUCCCAUUCCGCCUAGUCCACCCCCUGCCUCUCCCCCUCCCCCUGACUCUCCCCCGCCUCCCUUCCCCUCUCCCCCUUCACACCCGUCCCCCCCACCUGCCAACUCUAAUGAUAUGGGAAAUGCUACAGAGCCUCCCCCUCCCUCACUCCCUAGUCCCCCCCCCUCCUCCUUCUCUUCUCCCCCCCCCUCCUCCCGCCCCUGCUCCCCCACUCUCCCCCCUCCCCUCCACCUCACUCUCCCCCAUCUCCCCCACUCCCCCGCUCUUCUCCCCCCCCUCACCACCCCCUCUCCUCCUUUCACCCUCGGUCCUGUCCUCCCUCCUCCCUGCUCCCGUUCUCUCCCCUCCCCAUCCCUCACCGCACCCCCCUCCACACCCUCCUCCUCCUUUCCCUCCUCCAGACUUCCCCUCUCCUCCCCCCAUUUCUCUCCUCCCUCCCAGCCCUCCAAAACAGCCUCCUCCCCCUCUCUCUCCUCCCUCCCCCCAUCCUCUCACACCCUCACCACCCCUAGCUCAACCACCAACCAACUCUCCCACACCACAACCCCCACCAGUCAAACCACCACAUUGCUUCGUUCCUCCUGUUCUCACUCCACUCCCCCUCUCCCCUUCCCCCCGUCCCCCACCCCCACCAGACUGUCCCCCCUGCCCAGACACCUACGUCCUCCUCCCUUCCCCCACCCCCUCCUCCACUUCCCCCGCCGUCCCCCCCUCCGCCCCUCCGCCCUGCACCUGCGGUCUCCCCAUGGUGGUGGUUAUGAAGCUCUAUUGCGGCUUCGACUCCUUUCUCCUCAACCUCCCUGCCUUCACUGCCCAAACCGCCACCUCGCUCACACUUGAGAAAGAGCAAGUAGAGGUAUGGGCAGUGAACUAUGACCCUGAUCCCGCGGCUCUGGAUUCCUCCUCCUCCUCCCGCCCACCAGUAGCACCGACUGCUCAGCAGCAGCCAGUCACGGAUCGGCUGAGUGCAGCAGAGGUGGAUCGAAUCCGACGGCUGCUGUUGAGCGGAUCGCUGGUGCUUGACCGACAGCUGUUCGGGGCAUAUGAAGUCAUUAUGGUUCUCAACCCAGGGAGCAUCUUUUGUGGAUCGCAUCCGACGGCUGCUGUUCAGCGGAUCGCUGGUGCUGGACAAGCAGAUGUUGGGGCCUACGAAGUGAUAUUGAUUCUCAGCCCAGGCCAACGCCCACUGCCGCCCCCAGCCUUUGUUCUCGUGCUUCAUGCCCUUUUCCUGCCGCCUUCCCUCCCCACUCACCCUCCCUUCACCCCCGUUCUCCCCUCGCUUCAUUCCCCCCCUGUAUCCCUCCCAGGUCAACGCCCGCCUCCUCCCCCUCCUCUGCUCUCCCCCUCCACCCCUCCCGUCCCUCUACCCCCCUCCUUCGCCUCCUCCUCCUCCCCAUUCUCCCCCUCGCCUCCCGCCACUCCACCCCCUCCUGCCCCCGGGGGCAUGCCUUACUGGGAAGUCAUGCUCACGAUCGUCAACGCCCGCCUCCGCCCCCUCCUGUACUCUCCCCCACCACGUCUUUACUCAACGUUCCCUCUACUCCACCCCUCUCACCCCGCCCUCUUUCCCCCCUGUAUCCCCCCAAAUAUCUUCCCCCCAGGUCAACGCCCGCCUCCGCCUCCGCCUGUACUCUCCCGCUCCACCUCUCCCGUCCCUCUACCCCCCUCCUCCGCCGCCUCCUCCUCCCCGUUCUCUCCCUCCCCUCCCUCCACUCCCCCCCCUCCUUCCCCCGGGGGCAUGCCUUACUGGAAGGUCAUGCUCAUGAUCGUUCUCCCUGCCUUGAUCCUCGCGAUUAUCACUCUCUGUGUGGUGGUGUGGUGCGUGAGGAAGAGACCUUGGGAGAGGGCGGGUAGAGGGGCUAAGAGAAUGAUGGGGGUUUGGAAGAGUAGCGUGGGGAGUGGGGAAAAAGGAAGAGGAGGGAGGAGAGGAGGGAGGAGAGGAGGGAGGAGAGGAGGGAGGCGGAAGGGAGAACGGGAGGGAGAGAGGGUAGGAGAAGGGUGGAUGGAGGGAGGGGCGGAGAGGGUCGGGUGGGAACGUGGGGGAAGGUCAGGGCAGCAGGAGGGAGGGGAGGAGCGGGAUGAGGGGAGAGCAAGAGGAAGAGGGGGUGUUGUUGGGCGGGUGGGGGGAGGCCAGGAGAGGGAAGAGGUGCAGGCGUGGGCUGAAGGGGAGAGUGACGAUGACCAUUACAUGCCGCUUGCAUCAGGGGCAGAAAAGCAGGGGGCAGAGGGGCAGUGGGCAGGUAAAGGAGUGGCAGCAGCAGGAGCAGCAGGAGAAUUCGCAGAAAGAGGAGCAGGUGAAGGAGGGGGAGGAGCAGGAGGAGGAUUAGCAGCAGGAGGAUUAGCAGCAGGAGGAUUAGCAGCAGGAGGCAGGGGAAAAGGAGCCCUAAGGGAAGGAGCCUCCAGAGGAGCAUCUAAAGGAGCCUCUAUGCAAACCCUAGCCCCAUUUGCUGAGGCCACUUUCUCAUUCUCCCUCACAGAAAUUCUCACAGCCACUGCUGGUUUCCACUCGAGCAACCUGAUUGGCCAAGGCGGGUCGAGCCAGGUGUUCCGGGGGUGCUUGCCGGGCGGCAAACUGGUGGCCGUGAAAAGAUUUGAUUCGCCGCCCGACGGGGAGAGGGAUUUUAUUACGGAGGCUCGGCUGCUGAGCCGGCUGAACCACAAGAACGUGGUGAAGCUUCUGGGAACCUGCGACGAGGGUGGCGGAGCACCUGCACUCCCCUGCUUACCUGAGGGAGCACCUGCACUCCCCUGCUUACCUGAGGGAGCACCUGCACUCCCCCACCCUGCACUCCCCCACCUCCACCCUCCCCACCUCCACCCUCCCCACCUCCACCCUCCCCACCUCCACCCUCCCCACCUCCACCCUCCCCACCUCCGCCCUCCACUCCCCCACCCUCCCCUCCCUCUCCACCCUCUCCCCACGCCGGCCGUUCUAGACUGGUCCACGCGUGUGAAAAUAGGUCUGGGAGCGGCCCAGGGGUUAGCUUACCUGCAUGAGGACUCUAGUCCUCGGAUUAUCCACCGCGAUUUAAAGACGUCGAACAUUCUGCUGGAUGCUGAUUGGACGGCCAGGAUUGCGGAUCUGGGUCUGGCGAGGGUGGUGAGGGAGAAGAAAGCUGGGCUGGAGUCUCUGCACAUGCGCGGCACGUUUGGGUACAUGGCGCCAGAGUACGCGCUGACAGGCAGGGUGGCGACCAAGAGCGAUGUGUUCAGCUUCGGUGUCGUGCUGCUGGAAGUGCUGUCUGGUCGCCCUGCCCUUGUGCCUCUGGAGUCAACGCAAACAGCUGGCCUGCGCCAGCGUGCCGUCCCUCAUCUGGGCGGCAGCUAUUUACUCGAUUCCAGUCAGAAAUUCUUAUCCGAUCCACCUAGUGUUGAGACGUCUCAAAUAUCCCAUCUCAUCCCACCCCCACCCUCUCCCUCCCACAGCAAGCAAGGCCUGCGUCACUUCGCCGACCCGCGUCUGGGCGGCAGCUAUCCACUGGAGGCCAUGGCGCGGGCAGCAGCCAUAGCCAUGCGAUGCACGGAGAGUGAUCCUUCAUCUCGACCAUCAAUGGGAGACGUGGUGCAGGCCCUCCGUGCCAUCGCGUUUGAGCACUCUCCCAUGACCAGGACGCUUCUUGCCCCUGUUCCUUACUCCACUGCCUCCUCCCAUGCCUCUCCCGCCUCCUCCUCCUCGGCUUCAUACCAGCAACACCACCACCAGCAGCAGCAGCAGCACCACCACCACCACCAGCAGCAGCAGCAGCAGCAGCCACUGGAGCGGGCAUCAACCGCCCCCCCUGCCGCCCCCCCUGCCGCCUCCCCUUCCGCCUCCCCAUAUGUCUCCCCUUCCGCCUCCCCUUCCGCCUCCCCAGAUGCCUCCCCCUAUGCCUCCCCCUACGCCACUCCCUCUGCUGCUCCUUCCUCCCCCUCUGCUGCUCCGUCCUCCCCCCUGCAUUUGGGUGAUCUCUCACCCCAGUCAAGAGGCGGUAUUCCGAGGCUGCUCAGGAUGAGCAUUAGAGGGCUCGACUACAGUGGUGAUAUGGCCCUUGACGCCUCCUCUGCAUCUCUCCCAUACAGCCAGCCUCCCUCACAGGAAUUUUCCGGGCCGUUCUCGCCUGACGACCGCCGUCACAGCACAACAAACCGAGAGGGUAAUUACACCAGCAGCGGCAGCAGGAGAGAAUCCGGUCGUAACAGCAGCAAUGCAGGAGGGGAUUAUUACAGUGGCAACCAAGAAGCAGAUUAUACCAGCAGCAAUGCUGAGCGGGGUUAUCACGAGGUUUAUCCUGACAAUAAUAGAGCGGGAGAGUAUACCAAUAGCAGCAGCGGGAAUCCAGGCACGAGCAAUGGUAACAGCAGGCGUUUCCUAGGCUCAGCCGUGGGGCCACAAGCAGGAGAAGCACACAGUUCGCACUCUGGUGACCCUGUUACCACACCGGUAACAGAUCUGGUUACCAGCGAUGACGAUCACCAACCACUGUUGAGAAGGUUGUGA
Messenger RNA from Closterium sp. Yama58-4, 5574 nucleotides. The record is from the annotation of a GenBank genome assembly. Lineage: Eukaryota; Viridiplantae; Streptophyta; Zygnematophyceae; Desmidiales; Closteriaceae.